AUGGCAGAAUCAUCACAAGAAUACCGCCCGGAACCUAUUGCCAUUGUAGGUUUCGCAUGCCGCCUUCCGGGUGGUAACUACAGCCCGCCAAAGCUCUGGGAGUUUUUAGAACGAGGGGAGAUAGCAUGGAAUGGUGUCCCACCAUCAAGGUUCAAUAUCGACGGUCACUAUGAUGGUUCUAUGAAGCCCAAGACUAUGCGUCAGCCUGGAGGCAUGUUCCUCAAGGAUAUCGAUCUGGCCGACUUUGACGCCGGGUUCUUCGAGCUCGGCGCCAGCGAAGCCACAGCAUUGGACCCCAAUCAACGACAAAUCCUCGAGGUUGUCUACGAGGGACUGGAAAAUGCUGGUAUUCCCAUGGAAAAUAUUGAUAACAAACUGGUGGGAUGCUACGUUGGAUCUUAUGGCGUGGAUUAUGCCGACAUGGCCAACCGCAACCCUGAAGACCGACCCAUGGGCAAUGUGAUAGGCAACGCCCGCUGUAUGCUGUCUAACAGAAUCAGCCACUUCUUCAACCUCAAGGGGCCCAGUGUCACAGUUGACACGGCCUGCUCUGGAAGUCUGGUUGGGUUAGACAUGGCAGUCCAGUCCUUGCGCUCCAAAACCAUCGACGUGGGUAUUGUGGCCGCAUCGAAUCUGUACAUGAGCCCAGAACACCUCAUCGAUGCCGGAAACGUGGGCGGCGCACACUCGCCAACAGCGCUCUGUCACACUUUCGACGCCAAGGCCGACGGCUACGUCAAGGCCGAAGCAGUCAGCACGGCCAUAGUCAAGCGUCUUUCCGAUGCCAUCCGCGACGGCGACCCCAUUCGCGGCGUCGUGCUCGGCACGGCCUCCAAUCAUAACGGCCGCACCCCCGGCAUUGCGAGCCCCAACGCAGACUCCCAGGCCUUGGCCAUCCGGGCGGCGUAUGCGAGCGCCGGCAUCACUGACUUUAACCAGACCACGUUUCUCGAGUGCCAUGGCACUGGCACGCAGGCAGGCGACGCCAACGAGGUUCAGGGAAUAGCUUCCGUCUUUUCGGGUUCGCGCUCUGACAACAACCCCCUCAUCAUUGGGUCGAUCAAGAGCAACGUUGGCCACGCUGAGCCCGCAGCUGGCCUGUCUGGUCUGAUGAAAGCAAUCAUGUCAAUUGAAAAGGGUGUUAUUCCCGGCAACCCGACAUUCCACACACCGAGUCCCAAAAUCGAUUUUGCGGGGGCCAAGGUGAAAGUUUCGCGAACUUUAAUCAAGUGGCCCGAGAACGCUCCUCGUCGAGCUAGCAUCAAUUCAUUUGGCAUCGGAGGCUCAAACGCUCAUGCUAUUGUCCAACAAGCACCUUUACGGGAACAAGUGCGCCAUGUAUCCUCAUAUCUUGAUACGGCUGGAGGAGAAUUCAGCUCAGACGAUGACGAGGCCGCUACGCCAUACAGCUUGGUAUUAUCCGCCAACGAUGCGGCUACCCUCGAGGCCAAUAUCAAGGCCUUGUGUAACCACUUGAUCAACCCCGGUGUCAAGGUUGACUUGGCCGACUUGGCCUACACCCUCUCCGCUCGACGGUCGCGUCUAUUUCAUCGAGCAUACGUAAGCACCAGGUCGACGAAUAUCAGUGAAAGUGACUUUGUUCUGGGAAAACAGGCCCCAGAGCCUUUCAAGAUCGGCUUCGUGUUUACCGGUCAAGGCGCCCAGUGGCCUCAGAUGGGACGAGAUCUCUUGGAGUUCUUCCCCUGGGUCCAAUCAAUCUUGGAGGAGCUGGACCAAGUGCUCCAGAGCCAGCCAGACCCGCCGAGCUGGUCACUGAUCAGCGAGCUGACUGAGCCGCGCUCUGCCAAGCAUAUGCGCCAGCCCGAGAUAUCGCAACCCUUGGUUACUGCUCUCCAAUUGUGUCUCGUGGCUGUUUUGGAAUCUUGGGGCAUUGAACCAAGCUGUGUCAUAGGCCACUCGUCGGGUGAGUGUGCUGCUGCAUACGUUGCUGGCUGGGUCGAUCGUGCUGGCGCACUCAAGGCUGCCUUUUACCGAGGUAGAGCUGCGCUGCGUUGCGAAAGCGAAAGCGAAAAGGAUGUCGGCAUGCUUGCAGUUGGUGUAGGAGCCGCCGAGGUGCAGAAGUACCUGGAAAAGCACGCGGGCGACGCAUUCAUUGCCUGCUUCAACAGUCCUGGCAGCUUGACCCUUUCCGGAAAGAAAUCAGCACUCGACGAGAUUGCCGAUGAGGUCAAGGGCGAUGGAUACUUUGCCCGGGCGUUGCUAGUCGAUCUGGCCUACCACUCCAAGUUUAUGGAUAGAAUUGGAGAUGAGUACAACACGCUGCUCGACACCGAUGAUAAAUUCAAGCCCCAACAAAAUUCGCCGUCGGCUGUCGCCAUGUACUCGUCUGUCACGGGGCUUAGAAAAGAUUCCCCUGCCGAUUCAACCUACUGGAAGACUAAUAUGGUUUCUCCUGUUCGUUUCGAUCAAGCGCUCAAAGAGAUGGUCACUCAGGAAUCCCCGACACUUCUGAUUGAAAUUGGUCCAUCAGGUGCGUUAGCAGGUCCAGUCGGGCAGGUUCUCAAAUCCAUUUCAAAGGGUACAGAUGUUUUGUACCAAGCAUCAUGGGCACGUGGUUCCAAUGCUGGUCACGCUCUAUUCGACAUUGCUGGCCGACUGUUCAUCAAUGGCCAUCCCAUUGACCUAGCUCUGGUAAACAAGUAUGGUGAGGCGGUGAAAACGAUUACCGAUUUGCCCAAUUACACGUGGAACCACUCGGUCAAGUACUGGCACGAGAGUGCCGCAAGUAAGGACUGGAGGUUCCGAAAGUUCCCCGUCCACGACUUGUUGGGCAGUAAAGUGCUCGGAGUCCCCUGGCAUUCACCCGUGUGGCGCCACACGCUCAACGUGGCCAACGUGCCCUGGAUAUUGGAUCACCAGAUGGGUGGUGAUGCCCUCAUGCCGGGCGCUGGCUUCCUUACACUGGGUCUCGAGGCCUUGUACCAGAAACACUGCGCUCUCAACCCAGAAGAAGCCCCUGCAUCUCCCAAUGAGCUCGCCUACCGCUUCCGCAAUGUACGCUUCAACAGGGCCUUGGUACUUGAGCCCGGGACGGACAUACCGAUAAUGUUGUCGCUCUCCAAGGUCCCUGGUAGCAACAAUGAAUGGCACGAGUUCCGCAUCUCGACGACUCAAGCCGACGUUCAAGUUGAGCAUUGCUUUGGAUUGAUCCGCAUUCAGGACCCCGUCGAUGAAGUGCUAGAGGACAUUGCACCACUGAGGAUGCCCCAGCCUGCCCGCAAGUGGUACAAGGUCGAGGCUGAAAUUGGCAUGGGUUUCGGACCUGCAUUCCAGAAAUUGAUCAGCAUUGAGGCAGUCAGCGGCCAGCGCGAAUGCAGGACCCUCAUGUCAAUGGCACCCCCCGUUUCCAAAUGGGAACCCCAGUCAUACUACCCUGUCCAUCCGAGCUCGUUCGACGGUUGUUUACAGACACCCAUUCCGGCCAACGCGGCUGGAGAGCGGGUCAACGUCAAGGACGUCAUGAUCCCUGCCAUGUUUGACGAUGUCCUCGUCAACAAGGUCCCUCGACAGUUGAACGAAGCUUACUCUUUCGCAAAGUCGGUCUACUCUGGCCGCGGUCGUCCCGACCAAGAUAAGAGCUGGAAAGCGUAUAGCUCUGUCUAUGACUCGAUCACCGGAGCCUUGCUCGUACGCGUAACGGGCAUCAAUUAUGUCAAGCUGGACGUACCUCCCAAGCCUGACCCUCACACCUUUGACCGAGUCGCGUGGGAGCCCGAUGUGUCGCUCCUCAGUCAAGAUCAAAUCAUGUACCUGGAUUCUGCGGAAUCAUCGUCCAGGCUCAGCCGCGUCAUUGAUCUCAUCGCUUACAAAAAGCCAGCACUUGCGGUACUGGAGGUCAAUCUUGACGAGACAGAUACUUCAUGCUUGUGGUUCGAUGCCGGCGACGCAUCAGUGCGGGACGUCUAUACACGGUAUGACUUUGCCUCAGGUGAUGGACAAACCAUUACUAGCGUUCAGUCCAAGUACCAGGACAGGGAGCGUGCAAAUUACCUCUUCAUUAGCCCCGAGAAGGAGGCCUUGGGCAUUUCUGCCGAGGAAACCUAUGAUCUUGUCAUUGUCAAGUGCUCGCAGGGAUUGCAGACUGCCAUUUCAAGGGUCUUGGACAAUUUGAAGUCACUAUUAUCGAAUGACGCCCACACUAUUAUCGUUCCUGCUCAGGGUACGGCACAGGACGUGAGCCGCCUGGAUGACAGUGAAAGCUCUGAAGAUUACGUCAACCUCAACCCGAGUCCGCCAUCUCUUGAUACACCGGAGAGAUCUUCGGGGUCGGAGACGAACGGACCUUCAAGCUCUGUAGAUUCGGUGGCGUGGGAUCAGGACUUGGCAGAGAAGCCUUUGAGCCUUGGAGACCAUGGCGCCCUUGGCAGAUAUCUCAAGAAGACCACCGAAUCGGGGCACUUCCUCGAGGUUACGGCUUCAGAUGACAAUGCUCCUGCCUACUUGCUACGCAGCACCAGCCUUGAGGUUUCCAAGCAGCAGCAUCCGCAGAAUCUUUUGGUUGCUAGUCUAAGCGGACGGGUAAGAUCAAGCCUAGGCCCGUCACUGAGAGCAAGCUUGGAAAGAUCUGGUUGGGCCAUCAUACAACAAACAAUACCGUUCUCCAAGCCCAAAACGGGAACAGUGGUACUAGUUCUGGACGAGCUUUCGGAUAGCGUCCUCAAACAUGUUGACGAGAGCCAGUGGGAUGCUAUCAAGACGCUGGCUACCUCGACCACCCCAGUACUCUGGGUUACAAAGGGCGCCCAGCAUCCCGUGACGGACCCAGACAAGGCUCUAGUCCAAGGUCUGUUCAGGGUGGCACACUCAGAAGACCACUCCACCAACCUAACGACACUCGAUGUGCAGUCUAGCAUGAGCCGGGCCACGGAGUGGGCUAUUGAUCAGGUACUCCAACUGCUGGCAGCUUCCGCGGCCGGAGGCCCGCGCGUGGAAACCCAGUACAUGGAACGAGAUGGCGUGCUGCAUGUACAGCGACUCGUUCCCGAUGUGACGAUCAACGACCUGAAACGCGCCGAAGUCGAAGGGCACGAACCCACAUCCAAGCCCUUCAAGGCGACCGAGGCCCAGGUCGUGCUGCGGACGGAGCGCCUCGGCACCCUCCAGAGUCUGCAGUGGAGCGAGACAGACCAUGACGACUCUACGCCGGUGGCGCCAGGCUGGGUCGAGGUCGAUGUAAUGGCCGCUGGUGUCAAUUACAAGGACGUGGCCAUCAGCAUGGGCAUCGUGGCUGACAAUGAGUACACCAUGGGACUCGAGUGUGGCGGCGUGGUCCGCCGCCUCGGCCCCGGUGUGGACAAGUUCAAGGUCGGGGACCGGGUAUGUCUACUCAAGAUGGGCUCGUACGCAAAUCGGGUGCUCACGGAGGCCGGCCGUUGCCAUGCCAUUCCGGACUCUAUGAGUUUCGAGGAGGCAGCCACCAUUCCGUCCGUGUACUUGUGCUCCCUUUAUGGGUUGUAUCAUUUGGCAAAUCUUCGAGAAGGCCAGACCGUUCUCAUCCACUCUGCAACUGGAGGUGUUGGAGUCGCUUGCAUUGAGUUGGCCCGGUACAAAAAGGCCGAGGCAAGUAUCCAUUCCUUCGACAGCACGGAAGAGAAGCGCCAGUUUCUCGAGACUCACUACGGCAUCCCCAGAAGCCGCAUGUUUUCCUCCCGCGAUGCCUCCUUUGCAGAGGCAAUCAUGCGCGCCACGGACGGCCGGGGUGUUGAUGCUGUAGUAAAUUCACUGACAGGAGAGCUUCUAGACGCCUCGUGGCGGAUCAUGGCCGACGCUGGUACUAUGGUCGAGAUUGGUAAGAAGGACAUUCUCGACCGAAAUACUCUAGCCAUGGAGCCUUUCGAUAGGAACUGCUCGUACCGUGCGAUCGAUCUGUCAUACGCCAAGCACAUGGAUGAGCACAUGAUUGCCAAGCUCUUCAAGGAGAUCUUUGAACUUCUGAACGCGGGCCACCUCAAGCCAAUCCAUCCCAUCACCACGUUCAAGUUCAACGAAAUUCCGGCGGCGCUUGCUCAGAUCCGUGCCGGAAAACAUAUCGGCAAGAUUGUCAUCUCGAACCAGCAAAAUGACGACUUUGAACUGCCCAUCAGAUCUGCCGUUCGCAAACUCCGCUUGAAACCCGAUGUGUCGUACCUCAUUGUUGGCGGCCUGAAAGGCGCUUGCGGUACUCUGGCUGUGCACAUGGCGCAGCAUGGAGCCCGCCAUCUGGUCAUUAGCAACCGCAGUGGUAUUGAUGACAUCGCGUCGGCUCAGGUUGUCAAGGAUUGUGCAUCGCAUGGAUGUAAAGUCACCGAGUCCAGAGGCGAUGUCGGUGAUUAUGAGUCAGUACAACGGAUAUUCAAGCAUACUACUCCUAGGAUUGCCGGUGUCAUCCAAGGUGCCAUGCUGCUCAGGGACAAACCGUUUGAGAAUAUGGACGUGGACGACUUCCACACGACCAUCCAUGCCAAGGUCCAGGGAACCUGGAAUCUACACAAGGCGUCUAUCGAACUGCUCAAGCAGCCAUUGGAUUUCUUCACCAUGCUUUCCAGUAUCUCAGGGUUCCUCGGCCGCCGUGGCCAGGCCAAUUACGCCGCUGCCAACACGUUCCUCGACGCAUUUGCCAGCUACCGGCAGGGCCAGGGCUUGCGGGCCAACGCGGUGGACCUGGGCAUGAUUGUCGACGUCGGCCACAUCGCCGACGACGAGGACGGUCUGGAGGAGCGCUUUGACAAGACGCGCUGGAUCCCCGUCAACGAGACCAUGCUGCGCCGCGUGCUUACCUACUCGAUUCUGCAGCAGGACCCCGACGCCCGGCUCAACCCGACCAAGAGCCCGCAGCUCGUCACGGGCAUUGCGCACCCGCUCGCCCGCAACGACGAGGGCGAGCUGGACUACGAUGCGCGCUUCAGCUACCUCUACGCAGCCCGCGGCGGUGCGCACGUCGGAGGUGCCGGCGCUGGUUCGGGCGACAGCAGCGACAAGAGCGAGCAGGCCGUCAAGACCCUACAGGCCAUGCAGAGCUCGGGCGCCGACGCGGCCGCUCUGGUCAAGACCACGGUCGAAGCGCUCCUGGGGCAGUUCUCCAAGAUUCUCCAGCUGGGCGACGAGGUCGAGCCCGGCAAGUCGCUCAUGGCGUACGGCCUGGACUCGCUCUCCGCCAUUGAGCUGCGCAACUGGACUCGCCAAAAGAUUGGCGUAGAGCUGACAACGCUCGAUAUCGUCAAUGCCACGUCGAUGAUUGCUCUGGCUGAAAAGGUUGUCGCAAAGUUGACGCAGGACUAA
Molecule: messenger RNA, 7278 nt
Organism: Pestalotiopsis fici W106-1
Lineage: Eukaryota; Fungi; Ascomycota; Sordariomycetes; Amphisphaeriales; Sporocadaceae
Exons: 6
Coding region: 1-7278 (2425 amino acids)
Biological process (GO): fatty acid biosynthetic process; secondary metabolite biosynthetic process
Molecular function (GO): fatty acid synthase activity; phosphopantetheine binding; oxidoreductase activity
Source: RefSeq, a predicted model, not a curated record